Molecule: messenger RNA, 1533 nt
Organism: Coffea eugenioides
Lineage: Eukaryota; Viridiplantae; Streptophyta; Magnoliopsida; Gentianales; Rubiaceae
Product: pentatricopeptide repeat-containing protein At3g29230-like
Exons: 1
Coding region: 1-1533 (510 amino acids)
Biological process (GO): RNA modification
Molecular function (GO): RNA binding; protein binding
Source: RefSeq, a predicted model, not a curated record
AUGGCUGUGCUUUCUAGCAGUCCUGUUCUUCCAACUUCUUUACAAUCUUGGAACAAAAUCAUAAAGAAGCAAGUGCUUGAGGGGUGUCACGAGAAAGCUAUUCUAAGUUUCAUACAUAUGCAAGAACUUGGUCAUUUUGCUGAUAAUUUUACAUAUCCCAUUUUGCUGAAAGCAGCUGCAAAUCUUUCGCUGGACAAACUCGGAUUAGCCCUUCAUGGUCAGAUAAUAAAAAAUGUUUUCUGUAAUCAUUCUUUUGUUCAAACUGCAUUGGUAAAUCUGUACUCAAGUUUUGGAUGCAGCAAGGAUGCCUAUAGGGUUUUUCAGCAGAUUACCGCAAAAGACAUCGUUGUUUGGAACUCAAUGUUAGAUGCAUAUGCUGCUGCAGGUCAGAUGGAGGAUGCAACGAGUAUCUUUGGUUCAAUGCCUUGUAAGGACCUUUUCUCCUACAACACAAUGGUGUCUGGAUAUGCUAGAAGUGGGAACAUGAUAUUGGCUGAAAAUAUUUUCAACAUAAUUCAAAGAAGAGACACAAUUUCGUGGAACUCAAUGAUUUUAGCUUGUUGUAAUGCUGGAGAAAUGGAGAGAGCAAGGAAAUUUUUCAAUCAAAUGCCCUGGAGAAAUAUCAUCACAUGGAACACAAUGCUUGCUGGCUAUUUAGGCAGGAAUUGCUUUGAUUCUGCGAUUGCUCUGUUUGAGGAAAUGAAGGAAAAGGAAUAUAAUCCUGAUUACUUAACAAUUACCAAUGUAUUAUCUGCCUGUGCCAGCUUGGGAUUGCUCGAAAAAGGUGAAGAAGUGCACAUUUUUGCACUAGAGAAGGGACUAACAUCAAGUGCACACGUAACAACUGCUUUGAUAGAAAUGUAUGCUAAAUGUGGAAGGAUUCUGAGUUCUUUACAGGUUUUCUACAAGUCCCAAGUCAUGGAUAUCUAUGGUUGGAACGCAAUGAUUUCAGGGCUUGCUCUUCAUGGUCAAGCACUUGCUGCUUUUAAACUCUUUGAUGAUAUGAAAGGGAAAGAUUUAAGGCCUGAUGACAUAACCUUCAUUGGCUUGCUUAGUGCAUGUAGUCAUUCAGGAUUAGUGCACAAGGGUCUUGAGCUUUUCAGUUCUAUGGAGAAGAAAUAUGUAGUAAAUCCAAAGUUGGAACACUAUGGAUGCAUUGUUGAUCUUCUGGGAAGAGCUGGAUUUCUAUGUCAUGCAUUUCAACUGAUUGAGUCGAUGCCGUUCGAACCGGGAAAAUCCAUUGUAGGUGCUUUGCUUGGUGCUUGUGUGAUUUAUAGGGAUACUGAAAUUGGAGAGAAAGUGGUGAAAUUGUUGUUGAAAAGAAAUGGAAGUUUAACUGAUGGGGAGUAUAUGAUGGUGGCUAACUUGUAUGCUUCUUGCAAGAAUCUGGAAGAGGCUAACAGAUGGAUGAAUAUGAUGAAUGCUUCUGGUAUUACCAAGACUGCUGGAUGUAGUAUCAUUCAGGUCAAUGGGGAAAUGUAUAGAUUUGUAGCUGGGGAUAAAAGCAACUUGAUCAAUAGUAAUGCUAUCUAA